AUGAUUCAGUCAACAAAUAAUCCACUAAUAUCCACUCAACGGAUAGAAAUUAACGAUGAAUACGAACCAGAAAAUAAUCUGGAAUGCAGUCAUAAACCCACUGACUCAAAUAUUUUUCGACUAUUUUAUAAUAUCUUGAAAUACUUGAAGGUCUACAUUUUAUCGACUUUAUUUAGAAGAAUUGAACCAUCCAAUAGACAUCUUCAACUGGAGGAAAACAAAGAAGAAGAUGAUGAAUAUAUCAAUUUAUCUUCAGAAGCAAGUUCAGAUAUAGAGAUAAUUGCUGUUAAUUAUAAACCAACAAAUGAUUUCCAUUUAAUUAACAAAACUACUCGAAUUCAAGAUAAUAGUAUAUUAAUAGAUGACACAGAAGAAACUCCAUUUAAUAUUGCCAAUAACGAUUCAACAACUGACUUAUUAAGACAAUUAGCAAAAGAUAGACUUAAAAACAGGAAAACUGUAACAACUCAAUAUGGCACGGAUUUGACAAUUUCAAAACCUAUCAAAUACUCAUCACUGCGAUAUCAGCAAUGGCCAGUAACACAAGCGGAAACAACAACAUCAACACCAGAAGAAAAUUUUGAUCAUCAACCAACAUUAUUGGAUAUUGAACCUAUUACAAAUAAAUAUCAAGAAUCAAUAUUAAAUUAUUAUGUGCCGACAAAACCAUUAUCAAUAAAUUCAUAUUCCGUUAUCGACAAUGUAAUAUCGAAUUUUUAUAUUGAUAAAAUUUCAUCAAUUUAUCAUAAAAGUCAUGAAACAUUACAACAAUUAAUCACUAAAGAAAGAAUUGAUUCUCAAAGUAAAAUUAAAACAUUACCUUCAGAACAAUUAAAUCAAGUUUUAAAAAUUUGGUCAACCAAUUCUCGUCAAUUAAUCAUUGAAAAUUAUCUGAUUGAAAUAUAUACUCAUGAUUUACAUACUUUAAAAGAUUCCAAUUGGUUAAAUGAUAAUAUCAUUGAUUAUUAUUUCAAUUUAAUCAUGAAAGCGAAUCCUAAUGUAUUUGGUUGGACUACUCAUUUUUAUACUACGUUAGUCCAACGAGGAUAUCAAGGAGUUGCAAGAUGGGCUAAACGGAAAAAAAUCAAUGUUUUCACCAUGGAAAAAAUUUUAACCCCAAUAAAUAUAGGGAAUAUGCAUUGGGCAUUAGCUGUUAUCGACAAUAUAAAGAAAACUAUCACUUAUUACGAUUCUUUGGGUGGGACACAUAAUUCAGGAAAUCCACAAGCUGUACAAACUUUGGCACAUUAUAUGACAGAAGAAGCUAAAAGAUUGGGUGUGAUGGGAAAUGAAUAUAAAUUGAUUCCUCAUAUGGAAGCUCCACAACAGAAAAAUGGCUCAGAUUGUGGUGUUUUCACUUGUACUGCUGCUAGAUACAUUUCUGCCAAUAAACCUUUAUCGUAUAGUCAAAAUGAUAUGAAAAUAAUUCGUAGAAGAAUGGUCUAUGAAAUUUUAGAUAAUCGUUUACUAGAUUAA
Candida albicans SC5314 is the source of this 1476-nucleotide messenger RNA. RefSeq names its product SUMO protease (gene ULP2). Gene Ontology annotation, cellular component: nucleus. Gene Ontology annotation, molecular function: deSUMOylase activity. The record is from RefSeq and is a predicted model, not a curated record. Gene Ontology annotation, biological process: protein desumoylation. The transcript has a single exon. NCBI's taxonomy places the organism in Eukaryota, Fungi, Ascomycota, Pichiomycetes, Serinales, Debaryomycetaceae. Bases 1 to 1476 code for a protein of 491 amino acids.